ACAGCCCAAGAGGCCCAGAUUUCCCAGUCUGAUCGUCGUUUGAACGAACUCGGAUAUGCCCAGCAGUUCACGCGUUCCAUGUCAUUCUGGGCCGUGGUGGGCAUGAGCUUCACCGCUAUCGGUAUCCUCACGGGCAUGUCAAGCGCCUUCCAGACCGGGCUUUUCUCCGGUGGGCCGCUCGGUCUCUUCUGGGGAUGGAACAUCUGCUCCAUAUUCAUGUUCCUGAUUGCCCUCUGCCUAGCGGAGAUCUCGAGCGUGUGGCCCACCGCUGGCGGU
This is a messenger RNA of Dacryopinax primogenitus, 276 nucleotides long. RefSeq lists its product as uncharacterized. Gene Ontology annotation, biological process: amino acid transport; transmembrane transport. The record is from RefSeq and is a predicted model, not a curated record. Gene Ontology annotation, cellular component: membrane. NCBI's taxonomy places the organism in Eukaryota, Fungi, Basidiomycota, Dacrymycetes, Dacrymycetales, Dacrymycetaceae. The annotation marks the transcript as partial. The transcript is spliced from 2 exons.